Daucus carota subsp. sativus is the source of this 536-nucleotide messenger RNA. RefSeq names its product large ribosomal subunit protein eL38z/eL38y. The coding region runs from base 154 to 363 and encodes 69 amino acids. Gene Ontology annotation, molecular function: structural constituent of ribosome. The record is from RefSeq and is a predicted model, not a curated record. Gene Ontology annotation, cellular component: ribosome; cytosolic large ribosomal subunit. Lineage: Eukaryota; Viridiplantae; Streptophyta; Magnoliopsida; Apiales; Apiaceae. The transcript is spliced from 3 exons. Gene Ontology annotation, biological process: translation; protein-RNA complex assembly.
CAGACAGCACUGAAUCGGGCUAGACCCAAAUACACAAAAUCCGUUAAAUAUAAGUAGGGUUUAUCCCAAGCUUAUAAAUUCCAAGACACAGCUAGUAACUAGGGUUCCGCACCAGCCGAUUUCAUCACCAGCCUCUCUCGCUCGUCCUUCAAAAUGCCGAAACAGAUACACGAGAUCAAGGAUUUCCUCCUCACCGCUAGAAGGAAGGAUGCACGGUCUGUGAAGAUUAAGAAGAAUAAGGAUGUGGUCAAGUUCAAGGUUCGUUGCUCGAAGUACUUGUACACACUAUGUGUGUUUGAUGCUGAGAAGGCUGAAAAGUUGAAGCAAUCUCUUCCCCCAGGUUUGAGUGUGCAGGACCUUUAAGAAAUUGGAUUAUCUUCUUUUCGAGAAUCAUUUGCUCAAACUCCUAUUAAGUUUAAGCUUUUUGGCAUUAGUUGCAAGCAUAGUUUGUAAUGAGAGAGAAUUGUACUACUCUGAAACAAAGUUUUCCGUUUGUAGAAUCAUCUUUUAUAAUGCUGAUUGACUGAGUUCCUUCA